Messenger RNA from Amphibalanus amphitrite, 937 nucleotides. RefSeq lists its product as uncharacterized. The coding region runs from base 229 to 819 and encodes 196 amino acids. The record is from RefSeq and is a predicted model, not a curated record. NCBI's taxonomy places the organism in Eukaryota, Metazoa, Arthropoda, Thecostraca, Balanomorpha, Balanidae. Gene Ontology annotation, biological process: transcription by RNA polymerase I. The transcript is spliced from 5 exons.
ACAGCCCUUGGCCUUGACCAGCCAAACACUUGCGUCCCCACGUGAGGUGUUUCUAGUUUUAUGAUUGUCAGCGUGGGUUUCCUGAUACUUGUACAAGGCUAGCUAUUCCAAAUUAUUGCUGCCAUCUAUAUCAUUACCAUUCUUACGCGGGCUUUUUUGCCCUAACCGAACGGUAAUCAUUGGUAAAACCAAGGUUCCCUCAAAGCCUUAACAUCUCAAGCUAAGGCUAUGAAUGAGGAGAAUGUGGAAGGGGCCACAGAGGUGGAGAGUGCUUUUGAGGCCCUGACCAAGCCAGGGCCUCUUUGUCAAGAGGAGCUUAAGGACCAGACAGAUGACCUGGAACUAUGGAUCGUGCGUGCACCAGCACAGGUGAACAUCUCUGAGCUGCGUAACUGCAAGCUGCCACUGAGUGAAGGACGAGUCACGCGCAGUGACACGCUCGAGCUCACUGCCGAAGCAUACGUACCAGAAGGACUUCAUGUGCUGCUGCCCAACAGGAAGGGGAAGAAAUUGAAAAUGGUGCCGGUGCCGCUGGCCGGUCAGGUGCUGGUCCACCGGAGACUGGACGCGCCGGCCGCCGACCCCGCCUCUGUGCCGGUUACCUCAGCGGUUCCCGAGCCGCCCGAGGCGGGCCCGGACCGCCACCCGCUGCUGGGCGUCGGCUAUAGGGAAACGUUAAAACGAUGCAGUGAAGCUCUUGCAUUAUCGAACUCGCUUGACUCCCGGCAUGCCAGCCCGAAGAAAAAGAAAUCGUCGAAAGCAACAGCGUCCGAGCCAACACCGGACACGGGAAAGAAGAAAAGAAAAAAGCUUCAUUGAUUCAGGUUUAUUAUGAUGACAUGACAUGAAAAGUGUGUGAUAUGCCAUGCCUCUUAUUAUUGUGUAUUUUCACGUACUUCCGUAUUUCUAGGAAUACAAGUGACAAAAUUUAGAAUUA